Fusarium keratoplasticum is the source of this 828-nucleotide messenger RNA. RefSeq lists its product as uncharacterized. The transcript has 3 exons. The coding region runs from base 1 to 828 and encodes 275 amino acids. The record is from RefSeq and is a predicted model, not a curated record. NCBI's taxonomy places the organism in Eukaryota, Fungi, Ascomycota, Sordariomycetes, Hypocreales, Nectriaceae.
AUGAGGACAGAAAGCCCCCAGUACGGUUCUCAGCCUAGUGCUAUGUCGAAGCUUGACUAUUCCAGUUCCAGUGAUGUUGACCUCGCCAAUAUCCUUUACAUCCACAACAUCCCCAUCGUACCGGCCAAAAUGAAGCCUGAGCUCGAUGCCCGCAUCAAGAGCAUCAACUCCUGGCUGGCUUGGGAGCUGACCAAAGUUGAAGACAAGGUCCAGGACAAGAUCAACGACGGGGAGUUGCCAAAGGAUGAUUCUAUGGUCUCAAAGCUCAAGAGAACGUUAUACCGAUCCAAGGUAGUUAGCUACAAUCGAAGGGUUUCGCCAUGGUUGGUCGCAGCUCCAGAUACUCCGACGCAGAGCUCCCGGACCAGUGCAGGGGAAGACAAGAUCAACCUUGCGGUUGCGCAUAGCAUCCUUGGGGCCUUUGGCACCCCAAGUUCCCCACAGGUCCUCAACGUUCUGAAGGCUGUGAGUUUUGGCUUCAACGGCCUAGUACGGACUGCCCAGUCGCAUGUGUUCUGUGUCAUUGACUAUGAUCAUGACACCAUUCGUGAGACCAUCACAGCCACCAUCAAGACCUUCUUUUUCAAUGUGACCGUGACGGAAACCCAGGCUUCAUCUUCUCACCCAGCCAGAGGUGGCUUCUCCCAUCGCAACAACGCAUUCGCGCCACCGGAUGCCAAGUUCUAUGAGGCUCAGCUUGAGUAUACUCACAGUGAGGCUUAUUUUGAGUUUGGCCGCUGGGACGAUAAUGCACCAAAAGAAGCGACUUAUUUUGCGCUUGGGAAGCAGGUUCUUGCUCAGAGGCAGCUUCGUUUGUUGAAGGAGUGA